AUGUUUGAUCAUGAUUCGAACGGGCAACCAUUAUCUGUUGGUCAUUGUGUAAUCGGUCGAAUGGGUGAUAUCACGGGUCAUGCGCAUUGGAUACAAAUGCUCAAGAAGCACGGUAUGCCCGUAUGUAUGUGGCACCGAAUUGGCGUCAACUAG
Haemonchus placei is the source of this 153-nucleotide messenger RNA. NCBI's taxonomy places the organism in Eukaryota, Metazoa, Nematoda, Chromadorea, Rhabditida, Trichostrongylidae. The record is from the annotation of a GenBank genome assembly.